Prunus avium (sweet cherry) is the source of this 1006-nucleotide messenger RNA. NCBI's taxonomy places the organism in Eukaryota, Viridiplantae, Streptophyta, Magnoliopsida, Rosales, Rosaceae. The record is from RefSeq and is a predicted model, not a curated record.
UGCUAUAGCUCAUGGUAGCGUACUUGUGGAUAGGUCUAUGCUACCACUCACUGUGUGGGGGAAAGUAGAGACCGAAAAAAUGAAGAAGUGGCUACAAAAAAGAGGGGGGGUUUGAAAGUGAUAAGGUAGUUGUUAUGAAAACUGAAUAUGGAGGUCUCGGAGAUGAUGCCAAAACAAUGACUCACUUUGCUGAAGAGUUAAGUUCAAUAAGAAAGGAUUUGGCAACUUUGGUGGUCACUGUUGCUCGUAUAGACGAAUCGCUCUCCAAGGUUAUGUCUGAGUUAUCAUCAAAAAAUGAAGAGAAAGAAAGAACAUUGCACACUUCAUGCCCUAAUGAACGAGAAGUUAAACUUAAUAAGGAAGAUGAUAACAUGUUUGAAAUGGGGCGUGAUGGGGGAAAAGAAGACCUUGGAAAUACUAAACCUCCAAAAAGUAGGCCAAACAAAGAAGCCGGAACUCCCAACGAGCAAGAUGACAAUGUGAAAGGAUUUACAACUGUUGCUAAAACUUCGGCUCCCUUUGUUGAAGUCAUCCAUGACAGAAAACAUCCAAAACAACCUCAGAAUGAGGAUAAAAUGGGUCAGAACGACGUAAAAAGUUUGUUCUUAGAGAAUUGUAGUUCAACUUCAACAAGGGAUCCGAUAGUGACUCGUGCAAGAGCGAUUAGAAAGCCGGGUCCCCACAUGAGAACUCCUUAUGAAGACAUCAAUGUGUUGAAAGCUAAAGCAAAUGCAAAAACCCAACAUGUAAUUGCUCACGAGCGGAUUAUGAAGAGAUUAAAUGUCGGUCCAUUCCGAAUGAGCAACGAUAUCUCUGAAGAUGAUAGAGAUCUACUAAGUUUUGCGUUUUGUUGCAAUCCAUUGGAUCCAAAUGUUUGGAGUGAACUACUCGUUAGCACUGGUGAUGUAGCUAUAAAUCGUCGCCAUUUUGGAAGCCUUGCCCCUGGGUUGCCUCUCUUUGAUGAUGUAAGGACUAUGAAUCGAAUAUAUAUUUAACUACUCAUUAG